AGGUCUGGGCAUCGCUGUCUCAGUCAGUCAGUCAGUCAGUGUGGCGGGAGUGAGGAGCGGGGGGCGCGGGCUCAGACAGGCCGAGGGAUGUACACCAUCACCCGGGGGCCCAGCAGACUGGCCACCCAGCGCAGGACCGGUCCCUCCCAGCAGGUGGAAGCCAAGUCGGGGUGCGAGCUCAAGCAGAAGCCGGGGCCCUGGCCGGCGGGAAGUCGGCCGGUGCCGAAGCUGGUGUUCAGCAGAGUGAACGGGAAGCGGGUGCAGAGCCUCGGGGGCCGCGAGCCUCGGGAGGAGGAGGAGGUGCCCACUCAGGCGCACGAGGAAAACGUCCGGUUUGUUUACGAAGCGUGGCAGCAGGUGGAGGAGGAGCUGGGAGCGAGUGAGGGUCCAGACAGCAGGCACGGUACUGUGCAGUAUGUCGAGAACACGCCCAACCCCAGCCUCAAGGGUUUUGUCCCCAUUGAUUUGGAGGAGUGGUGGGCAAAGCAAUUCCUGGCCAACAUCGAGAACUCCUCGUGAAGUGUGAAGUGAGAAAUGAACUAUUUAUGUGACCCAGAGGGUGAAGUAGCUGCAUGGCAUUGGACUGACUGACGGCUCGCUCGACUCAGCGCUGCUAUGAAUGGAAAAGAAACGGACUAGCUGGGAUUCCCUGGAGAGGAGGUGGCUUGUGAACGGCGGGCAGGCCCGCUGUGUGCUGGGCGUUAGGCCGGUGAGGUUGCACAGUGUCUCUAAACACAUGCCUUAAAGGGCCACCACCCCGUCUGGCUUGUGAUUGUCACUGGAGGUACAGAGGUACUUUCCGAAUGUAGCACAGAGAAUGCGCAAAUAACAGGACCUCCUGUUAAACGUCAGGCACAGGCCCACGGAGCAGCUGGUACAUUCCCACCUUCCACCUCCGACCCUCUGUUAAGCCCACUGCUGCCAUUUCCCUCGGCUGAAGUACAGUACAAGGGCUCGUGUUACCAGCAAUUUCUGGCUUGCCAAGUCGGAAUUUACCUGUUUCGUAAAUAAACCAAGCGAUGCAGUU
Callorhinchus milii (elephant shark) is the source of this 1027-nucleotide messenger RNA. RefSeq names its product MAPK regulated corepressor interacting protein 2 (gene mcrip2). Lineage: Eukaryota; Metazoa; Chordata; Chondrichthyes; Chimaeriformes; Callorhinchidae. The record is from RefSeq and is marked provisional.